AGUCAGUCAGUCAGGCAGCCAGCCGCCUGACUUGUAGGAGGGACAGGAAAAUGCCUUUCUCUGUGGGAGACAUUAGCCCUUGUGAUCUCAUGAAUAUAUUAUAGAGGGUCAUUGUGCAAUGAGGAAGGUAUUGCUGAGCUACCAGGUUAUUAUGGCCUGCCCCAAGCACAGACUGCAAAAAGCUUAUUCUAAUUGACUCGGACAGCUCAUAGUUAGAUACUGUUAAUAAUUUAUAUAAUUUGCAAUAAAUAAGAGUAGCACAAUAACAUCUGAAGGGUUAUUUAUAGUAUACUCACUCCUCAAGAGGCUGGUGUGUGAUAACAAAAACAAAAAUAUAUUAUUAAUCUGCUCGACAACACGGUAAUCAAGCAGCCUUGUCUUGUUAGCCGGGACUGCGACACUAGCUAGCUAGCCGAGUGGCUAACCGUCUACAAUCAAGCGGCUCUUCAUCGUCUGGCAGCUGGAGCAGGCAAAAGUGAUGGAUAACAUGAAGAGACAGAGAGAGGCUGCACUCCUCCAUAGCAUGCACACUGCUGAGAUGCUUUGUUCUGCUUUGUACUGCUGCAAAUGGCUGCCUCUUGAGGACUGUGGGGGCUCUCUAAUGAUCCCCCCGUUCAUCCGAUGAACCCCCUCAACUCCAUGAAACCCUCCCUGCCUCUCAAUCCACAAAGCAGUGACGGCCCCUUCCUGAAUGACCCAGUCUCCUGGCAACCAGGAACCAAUCAGCAUCCAGGAUCUCUCUCUGUAGUAACCACAGUGUGGGGCGUGACCAAUCCCACACACAGUCAGGUGUUCUGUGCACCCAUGGGUCCGGGUGAGAGCUCUGGCGGUCACAUGAUGCCCGGUGGCAGUCCUGGUAUGGGUCCUGGCAUGGGGUCCCAGUUCAUGGGCCAGCACUCGUACGGAGACGCUGUCUCGAAAGGCUACGGCCAGCCAGUCAUGUACGGACGUCCCAACGCUGGUUACAACCCGGCCUCGGGCUACGGAGGAGGUUACUCUGGUAACGGUGGAGGUGCCGGUAUGGGCGUACGUCCUCCCUCAGACUUCACUCAGGCUGCUGCCGCUGCGGUAGCCGCCGCCGCUGCAACAGCAACUGCCACUGCUACGGCAACUGUUGCGGCAAUACAGGAGAAACAGCACCAGGAGAUGAGCUAUGGCCAGAUGGGUGGAGCAUCCUCUUACAGCACCCAGUUCCUGUCUCAUGCGGGCCCCCGCGGUCCUCCAGGGAUGGUCUCUUCCAGGCCCGGACCUCCACCUUCCACCGCAGGCCUGUACCCCACCCACCCUGCGCAGGCUCAGAAGAUGCCCCAGCACGGGGGCUAUCCCGGGCCACAGCAGGGGCUCAAACGACCGUAUCAUUCAGAGGGUUUCCCAGUGCAGCAUUACGGCUCUGGUGGGAUGUCGGGAUACCCUAACCAGCCUCUGCAGUACCCCCCUGGUCCACCGCAGCGAUGUGCCCCCUCACCCUCCUACCCGUCCAGUCGGAUGCCUCUCAUGGGGCAGUACUCUACUGGAUCACACAACCCGGGACAGUUCCCCCCUGGAGCUGGUCAGCCCAACCCUCCACAGUAUUACAAGUCGGAGCCUUUCAAUGGUCAGGGCAGCCUGCCAUCUGGAGGAGCAGGAGGAUACAAUGCCUUCACACAGGCUGCAGUCAACGGGCCAGGUCGGGGUGGAGUGAUGCCCGGAUAUCCCAGCUCACCCAUGGGAGGGAAUCCCACGCCUCCCAUGACACCCGCGACGUCCAUAACUCCAUACCUGUCCCCGGGCCAGGACACAAAACCCCCCUACCUCCCACCGGACAUCAAACCCAACAUAAACGCCCAGCAGAUCUCUACAGGUAACCCGAGUGACGACCUGCGUCUGACAUUCCCGGUACGAGACGGCGUCGUGUUGGAGCCCUUCAGACUGGAGCACAACCUGGCUGUCAGUAACCACGCCUUCCAGCUGAGAGACUCCGUCUACAAAACACUCAUGUUGAGACCUGACCUGGAGUUGCAGUUUAAAUGCUACCACCACGAGGACAGACAGAUGAACACUAACUGGCCUGCAUCUGUACAAGUCAGUGUCAAUGCAACUCCUCUGUGCAUUGAAAGAGGGGACAACAAAACCUCCCACAAGCCCUUGUACCUGAAGUCAGUGUGUCAACCGGGACGUAACACAGUGCAGAUCACAGUAACCGCCUGCUGUUGUUCCCACCUGUUUGUGUUACAGUUGGUCCACCGGCCGUCUGUCAGGUCUGUCCUGCAGGGUUUGAUGAAGAAGAGACUCCUGCCUGCAGAGCACUGCAUCACUAAGAUUAAGAGAAAUUUCAGUAGCGGUACGAUCCCCGGGACCCCUGGUCUGAACGGAGAGGACGGCGUAGAGCAGACGGCAAUCAAAGUUUCCCUCAAAUGUCCGAUCACGUUCAGACGAAUCCAGCUGCCAGCCAGGGGGCACGACUGCAGGCACAUACAGUGUUUCGACCUGGAGUCCUAUUUGCAGCUUAAUUGUGAAAGAGGGACCUGGAGAUGUCCUGUGUGCAAUAAAACAGCUUUGCUAGAAGGACUCGAGGUGGACCAGUACAUGCUCGGGAUUCUCGUCUACAUCCAGAAUUCUGAGUACGAGGAGAUCACCAUAGACCCGGUGUGUGGCUGGAGGCCGGUGCCUGUGAAACCAGAUCUGCACAUAAAGGAGGAGCCGGACGGUCCGGUGCUGAAACGCUGCCGAACAGUCAGCCCGAGUCACAUGGUGCUGCCUAAUGUGAUGGAGAUGAUCGUAGCUCUGGGCCCAGCGUCGUCCCCCUACCACAGUCUGCCUGCAGGGGGCAGGAACACCCCCGACUACAACCGGCCAGGGAGCCAGGGAUUCCCCGGCCAAGGAGGGUUCACAGACUUCCCCAACACUCCCGGCACCCCGACACUGGGAGAGUACGCCUCCUCCGGACCUCCACUGUCCUAUCAGUCGGAGCAGACAUCUCAUUCCGGACGAAUUGAACACGGUCAUAACAUCCUGCAGCAGCACAGCUCAGGUGUUCAUGGGAACCAGAGUCUCGGAGACGCCGGCAGUCCACUGCCGCAGCGGAACAUCAACGCCCAGAAUUCCCGGCUGCAGAACGAAGGCUCCUUCGUUCUGGGAGGCCCUGGAGCCCCCGGGGGAGACGGGGCCGAUCAUGCACUAGACCUUCUUCCUGAGCUGACCAACCCGGACGAGCUGCUGUCCUACCUGGGCCCCCCCGACCUUCCCAACAACAGCAGUGAUGACCUUCUGUCUCUCUUCGAAAACAACUGACCACCUUCAGUCAUCUUCCAGCCUCUGCUUCCCACUGUGCUGCAGCCCGGCCCUCAUUGGUGGUUAAAGCCAGUGCUGUGUGUGUGUGUGUGUGUGUGUGUGUGUGUGUGUGUGUGUGUGUGUGUGUGUGUGUGUGUGUGUGUGUGUGUGUGUGUGUGUGUGUGUGUGUGUGUGUGUGUGUGUGUGUGUGUGUGUGUGUGUGUGUGUGUGUGUGUGUGUGUGUGUGUGUGUGUGUGUGUGUGUGUGUGUGUGUGUGUGUGUGUGUGUGUGUGUGUGUGUGUGUGUGUGUGUGAUUGUGUGAGUGUGUGAGAUUGUGUGUAUCUUAUUUUAAGUGUCCUGCUGUAAAUUCAUUCAGUGCAGCAUACAGGAACAGGAGGGAACACGCUUCGCAUGAGAGAUGAUUAACCGUACAAACUGUAGGCACUGACCCUGCAGACCAGCAUUUUAAACUAUAGCACAAACCACAGGGUGAAGGAUUUAAAUAUACAGUAUUUAAUUCAUAGAUUGUAUUAGUUAGAAGUGGAGGCUAAUGGAAGCUGGGGUGUGUUUACAAGGACACAUUAAUACAGUGGUUCCCAAAUGAUUUUAUGUAUGCUUAUUUGCACACACGCACAUUCCUGGAAAAAUGACUUUGUAGCUCAACAGCCGGAUUUCAACUGUUUUCUUUAAGAUAACAGUUUCCAGAGUUGUAAAAUCCUUCCUCAAUUUAUAUUGAACAGCAGUAAACCCCUCCAAUACCCUACCACUUUGGGGACCACUGCAUUAAGGGUUCAAGCUUGUGAUAUUCUAUAGUUUUCGUAUUGUCAACGACUUCAUGACUUCCUGUAUGUGGUGCCAUUGGUUAUUACUGAGGAGGCAGAUUCUUGAAAGAUCCUUAAUUGUCCUUGCAAUUUAAACACAACAAGAAUUAGUGAAACACAAAAACAUCUGUAUUUUUAUGUUUUAAAGAAGUUAAGUUAUUUUUUCAAACGGCUGGUAUCUGUAGAUUUUAUUAAAUACAAUGCAGGCAAUAGGGCACUUAUCCACAUUUGGGUUUCUAUGAGUGAGUAUUUGGGUGUUUUUGGACAACAAUCGAGCUCUACAGCACAUACAAUAGUGUAUUGGGCUUUAGUACACACACAAUACUUGUUAGUAGAUAUAUUUUCUGUUGUUUUGGGGUUUUUUGACAAUAAAAAGAAUACAGAACAUCACCAGACUUUAUCCACAAUGAUGUAAGAUAAGGGCAGUGUUCACUUUUUUUUGUUUCUUUGUGAUCAGUCCGAUGGCAGAGGAAAAGAAAAGAUCCGAGUGACUUCCUCACCUAAGGACAAACUUAGCCCAGCCAAUGAAGGCGGGGCCCAGAUGUAAACUAGACAUUUUUUAAAUACAUGAAGUUUGGGAGCGCGCUGAGGUUCAUUGUAUCUCUGACAUCCUUCAGCACUGUGAAAUAUGUAAAAGCUCCCAUCUUUCCCUCGGUUUGUUUUCACCUUCCUAUGAAGGGUUUUUCAAGCAUACUGUAAAUGAGUACAGCUGUGUGUCGUGGCAUUUUCUGCCAUUUGAAAGCUAGUAUGUUUUUGAAAUCGUUUCACAUGUAUAACCCAUCAUGACACGGGUUUAUGUACUGUAUAAUCAGCUGUUUUCAUUAGAGAACGUGUGUGUAUCAAAUGAAUUGUUAAUCAUGGUAAUUUUAAUGUUAUUUAGUUGGAUAAUGGAUCAUUGUUGGCACUGUAUACAUACUGUAUGUUAGAAGAUUAUAAAGCAAUUGUAAAAAGGUCGUACUAAUGCAUGUAUGACAGAAAACAGUCAGCUGAUGCAGUUAAAGAUGCAGAGGAAGAAAUUAUUCUUAUUACCACUUUAUAAAGCUGACAUUUUUUUCUAUGAAUGAUCUCACCCUUUGUGGUCCAACAGGCAACAAGAACUAAUGUUCUUUGCCAAUUGAGCAACCAAUAAUGUUAUAUUUGGAAACUAUGGACUAUUUAACUGAAAAUUUGCUAGAAAAAAGGUUUUUUAAUAUGUAAACUAUUCCACAUAUUUUGUAACACAUUGUAAUUGCCAUUAUUUUCUAUUUAUUUUUUAAUCAUAAUCGUCAUUGUACCUACAGUUACCUUGUCCCUUUCAUGAAUCUCAGAAUCAGAAUUAAAAAUCACUUUAUCUGAAAAAACA
Messenger RNA from Eleginops maclovinus (Patagonian blennie), 5412 nucleotides. RefSeq names its product zinc finger, MIZ-type containing 2 (gene zmiz2). Gene Ontology annotation, cellular component: chromatin. Lineage: Eukaryota; Metazoa; Chordata; Actinopteri; Perciformes; Eleginopidae. The transcript is spliced from 21 exons. Gene Ontology annotation, biological process: regulation of transcription by RNA polymerase II; protein sumoylation. Gene Ontology annotation, molecular function: zinc ion binding; SUMO ligase activity. The record is from RefSeq and is a predicted model, not a curated record. Bases 622 to 3270 code for a protein of 882 amino acids.